Camelina sativa (false flax) is the source of this 1394-nucleotide messenger RNA. RefSeq lists its product as uncharacterized. The record is from RefSeq and is a predicted model, not a curated record. Gene Ontology annotation, molecular function: zinc ion binding; nucleic acid binding. NCBI's taxonomy places the organism in Eukaryota, Viridiplantae, Streptophyta, Magnoliopsida, Brassicales, Brassicaceae.
GUCAUAAUCAGAAAUUAGGAGUUAAUUAGAUCUCGCAAUUUAGGGUUUUCAGUUUUACCCUUUUUGAUGAUCAAAACGGCUUCGAGUUUCUUUUUUCUUUAAUUACCUUUUUUCUCUGAUCUAAUGGCCAUGGAAGAUCAAUCGGCGGCGAGAUUUACCGGAAAAGUUAAUUGGUUCAGCGAUGGUAAGGGCUACGGUUUCAUCACUCCCGAUGUUGGCGGCGAAGAGCUUUUUGUUCACCAAUCUUCAAUCGUCUCCGAUGGUUUCCGUAGCUUGACUGUUGGUGAAUCGGUUGAGUACGCGAUCACGCUUGGAAGCGACAGGAAGACUAAGGCCAUUGAUGUUACUGCUCCAGGCGGCGGUUCUCUUAACAAGAAAGAGAAUAGUUCCCGUGGUGGCGGCGGUAGUUGUUUUAAUUGCGGUGAGAUUGGUCAUAUGGCUAAGGAUUGUAGCGGUGGUAGUGGUGGGAAAACCUUUGGAGGUGGCGGUGUUCGUAGAUCUGGCGGCGGCGAAGGUGAAUGUUACAAAUGUGGUGAUGUAGGACACUUUGCUAGGGAUUGUACUAGGCAGAGCGGUGGUGGGAACUUUGGAGGCGGAGGUGGCGGUGGCGGUCCGUGUUAUACUUGCGGAGAGGUUGGUCAUUUGGCGAAGGAUUGUCGUGGUGGAAAUAGGUAUGGAGGUGGUGGUCGUGGAUCUGGCAGUGAUGAAUGCUACUUGUGUGGUGGUGUUGGACAUUUCGCUAGAGACUGUAGGCAAAACGUUGGAGGUGGCGGCGGUGGUGGGAACACUUGCUAUACCUGUGGCGGAGUUGGCCAUAUUGCCAGAGUUUGCACCAGCAAGAGACCUUCUGGUGGUGCUGGUGGUUGUUACGAAUGUGGAGAAUCUGGCCAUAUGGCUCGUGACUGUGAUCGGAGAGGAAGCGCAAGCGGCGGUGGUGGUGGUGGCAGUGGCAAGUGCUUCAAUUGUGGCAAGGAAGGUCACUUUGCAAGGGAAUGUUCUUUGGUUGCUUAAAGCAAAGAAGAGAGUAAUGUUCAUAUACCUCUUUGUUUUCUAUUAAUCUUUCUACCUAAGGCUCCUUUUUGGUGUAAUGACUAUAGUGUGAUUGCUAGAGUCGUUUAGGAUGGUUUCUUUUGGCGUUUUUUUUCUUAUGACUGGUAUUUGCAAACCUAUUCACUGCUUUUGUUGAUCCUACAAGUUUGAGACUUGGAUGAUAUGUGUGUGAUUCCAUUAGUUGCAGUUUCGUGUCUUUUCUUUACAAUGUGUGUGAUGUGAUGACAUAAAAGAUCCAAUCUAGUCUGUAAUCUGUUAUGCUCACUUCUGUGUAUACCAAGAUUGCUAAAACUUGACUGAUCUCUUUGUACUAUUGUGGGCAAAUUUUAUAUUCAGUCUCCUUA